Messenger RNA from Vigna radiata var. radiata (mung bean), 1269 nucleotides. RefSeq names its product transcription factor ILR3-like. Gene Ontology annotation, biological process: regulation of DNA-templated transcription; intracellular iron ion homeostasis. The coding region runs from base 153 to 863 and encodes 236 amino acids. NCBI's taxonomy places the organism in Eukaryota, Viridiplantae, Streptophyta, Magnoliopsida, Fabales, Fabaceae. The transcript has 5 exons. The record is from RefSeq and is a predicted model, not a curated record. Gene Ontology annotation, molecular function: DNA-binding transcription factor activity; protein dimerization activity.
UCUCCUUAACUUCAAAACGUGCAAGCAAACCUGACGCACACCACACACCCACGCACAUCACGCGCAGUCUCUGUUUGUUUCCCAGUAAAACAAAACAAAAACGCGUUUUCCGUGCGGAAAAUCCUCAAUUUUCCGGGAAUCGAAUCUGCACAAUGGUUUCCCGGGAAAACACCAAUUGGCUCUUCGAUUACGGCUUGAUAGAUGAUAUUCCCGCCGUCGAUGCCUCCUUCACCGUCCCUUCCUCCGGCUUCACAUGGCCUCCUAAUGCCUUGAAUGCCACUUCCAAUGUCGGUGUUGAAGUUGACGGUUCACUGGUGGAUUCUGAUGGUCUCAAAGAGUCUGGCUCAAAGAAGAGGGUUAGAUCUGAGACAUAUGCUGCUUCUAGCUCCAAGGCAUGUCGGGAGAAGUUGCGAAGAGAUAAGCUUAACGACAAGUUUGUUGAAUUGGGCUCCAUUUUGGAGCCUGGAAGGCCUACGAAAACUGAUAAGGCUGCUAUCCUGAUUGAUGCUGUCCGUAUGGUGACACACUUAAGGGGUGAAGCGCAGAAGUUGAAAGACUCUAAUCAGGGUCUUCAAGAAAAGAUUAAAGAGUUAAAGGCUGAGAAGAAUGAACUUCGGGAUGAGAAACAGGUGCUCAAGGCGGAGAAGGAGAAGUUGGAGCAGCAGCUGAAAUCUUUGAAUGCACAACCCAGUUUCAUGCCUCCCCCUGCUGCUAUCCCUGCUGCAUUUGCGGCGCAAGGCCAAGCCCACGGAAACAAGUUGGUACCUUUUAUUAGUUAUCCAGGAGUUGCAAUGUGGCAAUUCAUGCCGCCUGCUGCAGUGGAUACCUCACAGGAUCACGUACUCCGUCCACCAGUUGCCUAAGCUGGCACUGUACAAUUCUCUGAGCUUGCAUUUUGGCCCAGAAUUGUAUCCAUUUUACCAAUACCUUCUUGGCUUUGUUAGUUCUCUUCCAAGUAUUCUAACUGGACCCAGUGGUGACAACGGUCUGUAUUUGGCAUAUGAUACUAUUAUGAUUAAUGCUGGUAUUUGCUUGUAAAUGUUAAAUAAGCUUGUCUGUCUGGCUGUCCUCGUCUCUGUUUUAAUACUAGCUACUGGAUUCUAAGAUAAUCCGAUUUUAGGUUCACCGUAACAUUAUUUCAGCUUAGGCCAUGGAAAAUAGGUGAGAGGGCAUUGUUGCUAGUAGAAGAUAUAGAUAGAUUUUAACAAUCGAGGAAGCAAUUUAGUGCUGUCAGUUUUCAAUUUAGUGCUGCCAUAUUUCCUUACGCAA